AUGUAUUUUUUGUACACGGUUAUUGCUUCAUUGGUUUCUUUUUUCAUAUUGAAAUGGUUAAAAAAGAGAAGAUAUUGCAACGAUCUGAAACGGCUUGAUGGCAAAACGGUCCUCAUUACAGGUGGAAAUUCAGGCAUUGGCAAAGAGACAGCAGUGGCUUUGGCGAUGCGAGGCGCCCGCGUCAUCAUUGCUUGCCGGGAUGUGGGCAAAGCUGAGAAGGCUGUGAGAGACAUCAAGUCCAGGAGUCACAGUCUUAAUGUCCUCCACAUGGAGCUGGAUCUAGCUAACCUUCAUUCCAUAAGGGAAUUUUGCAAGAGCUUUCUACAGAAAGAGAAGAGACUAGACAUUCUCAUUAACAAUGCAGGCAUGCCCAGCAUUCUGGACUGGACAGACGAUGGCUUCAGCAUGUGUUUUGGCGUUAACCACCUGGGCCACUUCCUCCUGACCAACUUGCUCCUGCCCAGUCUGAAGGACAGUGCCCCCAGCAGGGUAAUUACCCUCACAUGCUCCAUCUACAAAUACCAAAAGCUGGAUUUCCAGGACCUCAACUACAACCUGCUGCCAUUCUUCACCUACUGUCGCAGUAAGCUGGCAAACAUCUACUUCAGCCAGGAACUGGCCCGCAUCACAGAGGGGAAAGGAGUCACCUCCUAUGCUGUGCACCCUGGUUUUGUCCAGAGCGGCUGGACGUGCCACUACUCCUUCCUGUUCCGUAUGCUGAUGCAAGUGAUCAUGUGGAUGUUUUUUGUGCCGUGUGAGAUGGGGGCUCAGACAGUGGUUUACUGCGCUGUGUCAGAUGAGGCUGCCAAGCACAAUGGGGGAUACUUUGUCGACUGCAGGCCCACUACUCUGCGCCCCUUCGUCAGAGAUGCAGGUGUGGCCAAGAAGCUAUGGGAGGCCAGUGAGAGACUGGUCAAACUGGUCUAAUGGAAGAGUGUGGAAAUAUUCAACUUGGUCUCAAUGUGAAGCUGAGGAAAUAGACAAUGUGUAGUACUCAAGAUAAACCAGCUCAGUGUCAAAUUUAGAUUUAUUUCAUUUUUUACUUUAGUUUCUCUUUUGUUAAAAUAUUUAUAUUUAUUUUCUUUAACUUUGUGAGGAUUAUCAUGCGUGGAUGAUAACAUGAGUUAUAUUUUGAUUUUAUUUAUUUAUUUUUUUGCCUUUAAAGAUAUUUCUGGGACCAUCUCGGAGCUUAUUUUCCAAUCAGACCCGAUUCGAAUUGGAAUAUUUUUGUCUUUUUACUCUGACAGCCGAGGGGUAACCCUGCAUCGCUUUGCAAAGCAUCAUUAUAGCUCUCGUAAAUCCUUAAACCGUCUUAACAUUGUUUGACAUUCUCAAGGCUACUCUGAGGAAUAUCACCAGCAAAUCAAAUUGGCCACGCUCAUUUGCAGAGAUUUUGAAACAGCCCUGAGGAAAACGCGCCCAAGACAUACUUAGUGCAUAUGUCAGAGCUGUAGAACGCUGCCUCAGACCAUGAGUACGUUUACAUGUGCACCACACGCCGAUUAAGAUCUUUGUUCCAGAUAAGACAACGGUUUCAUUGGGAUGUUAAUGGUUUGCAAAGGCUGUGUAAAAGCUCCUUUUCUGUCAUAGUGUAGUUUACAUGCAGCAGAGUGUAGUUUGAAGCUGGGGCCAGGAUUUCCUUUUACCGUCUUAUAAAUUAUAGACAAAAUAUUAAGUGUGAGGACAGUUUCAGCUUUGCCUUGAAGAUGCUUUUGGGGGGGGUGCGGACAUAGUUUUGAGCAGAAGGCUGUAUUGUAAGUAUCUUGUAUUAUCUUAUUUGUCUGGGUGGGGUCCGUAUGUCCAUCCAUUUAUUCCAUUUUUUGAUACCCUAGACUCACACAACCCAUGUUUUUACCUUUGGUUUUUUAUGUUUAGGUUAUUUGAAUAAACUCCGUGAAUUCUUGCGGAUCAUCUUCCUCACUUGUGGCAAGCCAGAGGCAGUUGAUAACAUUGCCUUUUGCCUGUUUUAAGAAACAAACAAUGUAAUUUUUGUUCACUGUUUUUUUAUCAUCUUCCGAGAGUGCUUGGAUUUGUAUAUGUUAAUUUUGUUUUUAACACCUUGAGAUACUUGGUGCCAUGUGAAACAAACAAAUGAGCGCGACGUCCUGUUCCUGUGUGGCAAUAUGACUGGAACCUCUCCUUGCUGUGGCCCGGCUAUCGUUUUUAUUGUGAAACCACUUUUGCAGCUUCCGUUUUUUCUGUUUUUGUCUUCGAGGAGAGCAGCCCUGCGAAUGGAUGUUUACUAAUCAUGUACAAGGUGAAUGGAACACGGAGUAACACGUAAAAAGUCACAGGCCGUCAUGGAAGCAGCGCCAUCUGCUGGUAAAAUGAAGUAUUUCCUAAGCACGUGUUAAUGUUAACAGUUUAGGACGUUGUUGAUCAUCAUCAUCACAUGACUACAACACAAAUUGCAAGAUGUCCGAUCUCCACUUAACAAAACGUGUUCAUGAUUUGUUUAGUUACAUGUUUUUAAUAUCUACAUUUAUGAACUUACAAACAUUAUAAGAGCAAUCAAGAACAUAAAUGCCAAAAUAGAUACAAUAAAAUAAGAAAAGAAAAAUAACCUAAUAUACCCAGCAAGGCUAUCAAUUAUGUUCCCAUCACAACAAGUCAUUA
This is a messenger RNA of Lampris incognitus (smalleye Pacific opah), 2616 nucleotides long. RefSeq lists its product as uncharacterized. The transcript has 4 exons. The record is from RefSeq and is a predicted model, not a curated record. The coding region runs from base 1 to 927 and encodes 308 amino acids. Lineage: Eukaryota; Metazoa; Chordata; Actinopteri; Lampriformes; Lampridae.